Molecule: messenger RNA, 981 nt
Organism: Desarmillaria tabescens
Lineage: Eukaryota; Fungi; Basidiomycota; Agaricomycetes; Agaricales; Physalacriaceae
Exons: 2
Coding region: 180-860 (226 amino acids)
Biological process (GO): vacuolar proton-transporting V-type ATPase complex assembly
Cellular component (GO): endomembrane system
Source: RefSeq, a predicted model, not a curated record
GUCCUGGGCAGCCUCGUCCGACAUAAGGAGCCUCUAUUGGGAGCUAGUGAACGUGGACGUCGAAGAGCAACUCGAUCUACCAUAAACUUUUCCAUUCAAGCGCUGCACUGGACCCACGCUAUCGGGAUGAUCGUCAUUAUGUUCUGUCACCGGCACGCUCCUCUUCAUGACUUGACAUCAUGACACCGGACCUCAACAUCUCUCUCGAGGAUCACCUCCGCGAUACCCUUGCCUCGGUGCAGAGCCUGCUCCCUCGCGAGCUCUCAGCGCAGUUAGAGGUCUACUUGACCUUACCGAAACCCGCCCUGAUUCCAUAUACCGUGCUCCAAUCUGUAUCUCAAUGGUCGCGGUCGUCGUCAGGAUCCUCUGCUCUCCGUUCAGCCACGCCUCCUCGAGAUCUGAAUGAUUUCAGUAUGAUCUCGCUCCUUGCUGGGACGACAACUUCGCCUGAACGCAAGUUUGGUUCUUAUGUUCCCCCGCGGGAUCCAGAGGAAGUAGAGGCGGAGAGGAAAAAGGAGAGAAGGGCCAUUACGACGCUCAUGAAUGCGUUACUCAGUGUUGGCGGGUCAGGAUUUGCUGCCUGGUGGGCGUCGCAGCACGCAGGAUGGAAGAAGGAAUGGCGCGCCCUCUUUGGGCUGUUCGUUGGCUUCAUUGUUGCCAUUGCAGAAGCAGUGCUAUAUCUCAUUUGGCAAUCACGACACUCGGCUCCAACAAAGAAAACUCGUCGACGACGACGCUUGGUAUCUGCAAGGCACAAAAAGAACGACGGUGACGGUGAUUCAUCGGUUGCAGAGACAGAGGACAAUGAUAACAGACUCCGACGACGAGUUAACCCAGACCAAUCAGUUCCCAGAGAAUAAUACAAAAUAUACACUACUAACACAUCUUCAGGGUUCUCAUAAACAUCGAGAGAUACCACCCAGUCAAACCCCAUAUUUCUAAUUUAUUGUCCUUCCCAAUCCCUAUUUCAUUGUCAUCGUU